GGGGGAUGCAGCCUACUUCUAUGUCUCCUGUGUCUUCCUGCUUAAUGGGGUAAUGAUGAGCCUGUUCCUCCUCUACGGGACUUACCUAAGUGGCAGUCGUCUUGGAGGGGUCGUCAUUGUCCUGUGUCUCUUCUUUAACCAUGGAGAGGUUGAGAGAGCACUCGGGUCAUGUGGACUCCACCGCUGAGGGAGAGCUUCUCCUAUCCCUUCUUUGUCCUGCAGAUGCUGCUGUUAACACGCAUUCUCAGGCGUUCCAACCAUGAAAGAAGAUCCCUAGUAGCUCUUGGUGCUUGCAAUGUUUUGUUCCUUCUUCCUUGGCCAUUUGCCCAGUUUGUUUUGCUAACUCGGGUAAAUAAAUCCAUACAAUGAGAUUGCAUGCCUGUUUGCCUGUUAUUUUAUGGGCUAUCUCUCCACUUCCAAGAUUAAAUCACUACUUGUUGUGCAUCUGGCUUCAUUUGCCAUCUGCUUUGUCAUGCUGUUUGGGAAUUUGGAACUUUUGACAUCUUUUUACAUUUCUUCCCUGGUUGCUGGCUGGUUUGUCCAAGGUAUUGCCUGGUUUACCUCCACUGUGCUUCUCAAAUUCUUCAUGUCGUUCAUCCUCGGAGCGUCCAAUGAUGCUCACAUUGGCAACUUGAUCAGAUCCAAGUUGACCAAGUACAAGGAUUUCCACACGUUGAUGUACACCUGUGCUGCAGAGUUCGACUUUAUGGAGCUGGAGACUUUGUUGGGACACGUUAAGACAUCGAUACUCCCGGUAAACAGUUAUUGUAGCCAUCAUUUCUGGAAAGGCGCGAAAGAGUUAACUCUAAAGAAGAUGUCGAUAUUGACACUGCAGAUGGCACAGUUUGCUAAUGGGGAGAUGGUGUACCAUAGUCUGCAGCUGGUGGCCUUUGCCGUGCUGGCGAUCUUGGUCAUGAGAAUCAAACUUUUCCUGGCCCCGCUGAUGUGCCUCAUGGCCUCCCUGAUCUGCUCUAGACAGUUGUUUGGCUGGAUAGGGGAGCACUUCAAGCGCCACAUCACUGUGUUUGGCAUCCUGUCCAUCAUGGCCAUCCAGGGCGUGGCCAACUUCCAAAGCCAGCGAGGAAUCGUAGGAGACUUCAGCAACCUGCCUCAGGAGCAGCUCCUGGAGUGGAUCAAUGCCAACACCAUGCCCAAUGCUGUGUUUGCUGGCUCCAUGCCAACCAUGGCGAGUGUGAAACUGUCCACUGGUAGAGCCAUCGUGAAUCAUCCCCACUACGAGGACACUUGGCAGAAUAAGUUACGUCUAACAUAUUCCCACAAGGAAAGAACCAAUUUGGUGUACACCUUUUACAGCUGUAAACCGGCCAAGGAGGUGAAGAGGAAUCUGAUGCAGCUGCAGGCAGACUACUUCAUCCUGGAGGACUCCUGGUGUAACCGCCGCUCCAGGCCAGGCUGCAGCAUGCCUGAGAUCUGGGACGUGGAGGAUCAGGAGAACAGAGGAAAGUUGCCGCUAUGUACCCUCCUGUCCAUCGACUCCCAACCUUACUUCACCACAAUGUUCGAGAAUAAAUUCUACAAGGUGCUGAAAAUCCCCAUAGCUGCCAAAUAUGACCUUUUAAUAUAGGGAUAUCAUUUUUAUUAAACAUGUUCAAUUUCAAUAGUCUUUUUUUUCUCUACAGGACAACGCCUUUAUCUCUU
Messenger RNA from Salmo salar (Atlantic salmon), 1659 nucleotides. Lineage: Eukaryota; Metazoa; Chordata; Actinopteri; Salmoniformes; Salmonidae. The record is from RefSeq and is a predicted model, not a curated record.